Messenger RNA from Stereum hirsutum FP-91666 SS1, 5871 nucleotides. RefSeq lists its product as uncharacterized. Bases 79 to 5361 code for a protein of 1760 amino acids. The transcript is spliced from 6 exons. Gene Ontology annotation, molecular function: microtubule binding. NCBI's taxonomy places the organism in Eukaryota, Fungi, Basidiomycota, Agaricomycetes, Russulales, Stereaceae. The record is from RefSeq and is a predicted model, not a curated record.
CACACCCAGGCAUGCCAUUGUUCUGUCUUUGAUUCCACUGGGCGCUAUACUUUUACUCUGGACCGCUAACACCUCGAAAUGUCCGCGCAGGACGACCUACCCACGCCUUCGGUUUCGUCUACAAGCAUCGAGUCGGCUGGUACGCUCGGCAGCAAGGACUAUAGCUCUCUCGAAUCGAUUUUUGCUUCGAAAAGAUCCCCAGAUGGUCCAUCGUCAGUUGAUGGAGAAGAACAGGCGCUAGACUCAAAUGAGGUGCUGGAGUUGCAAGCUUUUAGUGAGCGGAAGGAGUGGAUUGUUGAGAAAAUCAAGGUUCUCAGCAGCAUGCCACCGAUAGAACUAUUCACAGGCAUUGAUUCCAUCCGGUCGUCCGAGGAGGUGGCACCAGGACUGCCCAGUCGCGCAGAACUUCAGCAGUGGCUCGUCGAACAUGACAAGAUCGAAAAGGAGACAGAAGUCUUUGACUCUGGAGAGCUCAAGAAAUUCAAGAAGUUUACGAAAGCCGUUGCUAAGCGCAACUUAUCCCCGGAAGACACUGACCUCAUCGAGCUGACGUUGACGACCAUAUAUGAAUUCGACAAACUCGUACAUCUGCUCCGCGACAGGUCGGAGAACCUGGACCUACUUGGUGUUAGACUUACUUGGGAGGAACAGCGCGCCGCAGCUUGGAAAGAGCGACGAUCCAUACUCGCCGACCUUCAGACAUUUCUUGCUACUCGGGCCAGAUGGUCACCUUCCGUCUACGACACAGUCGUGGCCGUCGACCAUCCCUUGCCUUUUCGUCGUGACUCUGCCGCCUCCAUGGCCUCCGAUACUUCGGCAUCGUAUCCCUCAGGAUUCUCGCGUACCGUCCGGUUUAAACUUGCGGAGUCCCUUUCACGGGACGCGGCUUUGUUCUCGACACGAAUCUCGUCUCUUCGUCACAGCAGAAUCACCGUCGCUGGAAAAGCGUUGGACAAACUGAUUGACAGAAGUCGGAAGCCGGUGCCGGAUGAGAUACUGGACGAACAGGAUAGUUUGGAGGACCAAGGGAUCAACGAGAUGGAGAACAUCGGGAAGUUUGUUAUGAGCGUAGUCACGCAAUGGAGAAAGGCUGAUGAAUUCUACGUCGAGACAACGAAAGAUUCUGCCGCUGCCCAGGCACUGCAAGAGGAGAUUGAGUCCGCAAAACUGGGCCACCCGGCGGCUCGCCAGGAUGCGGCUUUUACGUCUCGAGCAAGUGCCAUCACCAAACGAUUGCUCUCUAGAGGGAAUCCUUUGUCCUCCACCAGCACCCUUCCUAGACCCACCCACAGUCUUUUCACUGAGCAGGCGGCCGCAAACAAGGAAAUGGCGCAGUUGCUAUCUUCAGAGCUCGGUACUGCCAUGGAUGCCGGAAGACAGGCGGAGAAGAGUGCUCGAGAGUAUCACACACGCUUCGAGGCCGUUAAACGCGUCGAAACAUUGUGUGCCACGGCGAAGGAACUCUCGACGAAAUAUGACUCCAUCAUCGAACGUUUCAUGACUGGUGCUGCCGGAGGUGAAGGUGAUGGCUCCCCACCGAAUCUGACUACUCCUCAAUGCCUCGACCCGACUCGACAUUCGUCCUUCCUCGCCCUCUUGCCGAAUCUCUUACGCGAGCUCGAAAAUGCCAAUCAGGAGGCAGAAAGUCUACUACCGAACGCUCGUGCCGCACUACUCGUCACGGAUCAAUUUCCUACAGAUCCUGCUUUCAAACAAGAUGCGCUGGCGGCAAUCGACAAGUUGGCCUCGCUCAAGACACAAGCUCAUGACGCUCGCAACGAUAUCGAGACCCAAGUCAACCUCCUCCGCGACAUGCGCAAAACGUGGGCACUGGCCAGGACGAUUUUACAAGAAGUAGAGGCUGUUCGAGGCGAGAUAGGCGACGCGAUGGAGCAUAAACGAUGGCGACAACAGUCGGUAUCCAAUGGAGUCCCCCUUACUCCUGAGAGCCCCUCCUCUCCGCUACUCUCUUCGUCGGUUACUUCCAGCCAGUCGUUGGAACGACUAGACAGCCUCAGCGUCAGGCUUAACCAGGAGGUUCUUCCCCGCGUCUCAGGACUUCCUCCAUCGCUCGAUCCUGCUGUACGAGUCUACAUGGCUGAGCGGUUCGAGGGGUUGACUGCUUUCAUGGACCAAAUCAAGCAAAUGGUCUACCUCUCCGAUCGUGUCCAGCAACAGGCAUCUGCAAUGACCGAAAUUCAGGAUGCUGCUCACGGUUUCCAGAGAAGAUUUGCCGAUGUGGAAGGUCGUUUCGAGUCGAUGGCGCAAUCCGUACUGGCUGCCGACGCGUCCAUGGCAGCUUCAGACGUUUCCGAGGAUGAGGACCUGACACGGGAUGCGCACGAGCUCGAAGCUGAAGUCCAAUCCUUCGUCGACGGAUUGAGCCACAAAGUGUCCUUCGUGGCCUCACCGCACACUCUUCAAGGCCGAUCGCUCCCUGUCAAACGUCGUUUCUCGUUGGCUGGAGAACUCUCAAUGGAUAGUCUGAAGACGGUUCCACCUCUCGAGAUUCCAUUCGACCUUGCCGCACUGGACGAGUCUGUUCGCCACGACUCGAACGCUUACGCUCUCAGUCUCAUGAGUGGCGUCUCGACGCUACAACGGAAGGCCGAAUAUCUUCGUGUGGCCCGGAUGGCGAAGCUCGUCGAUUCCAGCGUGGAGGCUUUGAACAAGGCUAUCGAUCUCGCUUCAACUGACCUUACUGCACUCCAUGACCCUUCUGCCAGAUUGCCUGCUUCGAACCCCGCUGAAGAUCUAUCACAGCUUCUAUCGGUGGCGGACAAGAUCAAGCACUUCUCUGACGAACGCCGCUCCGAGCUAUCCCAGUCGUUCGGUCCUAUUCGUGAGCUGAUUGUCGAUAUGGACGCCGCUGCGACUCGCUGCGAGAGUCCAUUGGGCCGUAACCUGUUCCAGGCGCGCUCUCGAGACCUCAAGGACGUGGAGUCUAAAUUCGAGAAGUGGUUGCAAGAGGUGGAUUCUCGGAAGUCUGACAUUGCGGAGGCGCAAAGGCUCGCGAGGGAACGAUUAGCGGAGGAAGAGCGGUUGCAGGCUGAGAGGGAGAGGCAAUUGGCUGAAGAGCAGGCAAGGUUGGAGCGCGAAAGGCUGGAGGCGGAGGAGAAGGAUAGGUUGGAACAGGAACGUCUGAUUGCGGAGGAGCAAGCACGGUUGGAGAAGGAGCGUGUGGAGGCUGAAGAGAGACAGAAGGAAGCUCAGAGGCUACUCCAAGAAGAAGAGCAUGUGCGGAUGGAGGCACAACGUGCUGAAGAGAGACGUCUUGAAGCGGAGGAACUGCAACGACUAGCUGAGGAACGGGCGAGAGCUGAGGAAGAGGCGAGGCAAGAGCGAGAACGGCUUCAAACAGAGAUUGCUCGUCUUCAAGCGCAAGACCAAGACCAUGCCCGGAAAUCGGAGGAAGAGAUGGCUAGGAGGCAGGCUGUCGAGGCAGAACUGGAAGCGGAGCGAUCUCGGAGGUCCAUGGAUGAUGUUAAGGACGACGCGGAAGACGUCUUUGGUCUGCGUGUCGCACCGGCCACAUCUGACGACGCUCUGAGCCAAGAAGACCUUGACCUCCAAGCGCAUAUUCAGGAUCUUCGCCAACGACUUCGCACAAUGAGCCUGCAUACUCUCGCCCGUCCGUCGGCAUCUACUCCGUCUCUUCCAUCUCGAGAACAGAGCGAUACGGUGUCCACCGAGUUUUUAUCUCUUGUUGAAGAAGCCGAUGCCCUACCCGCCGUCGCCGCCGCACCAUCGGUCGACGUAGAGUUACUCUCUCUGCGGAUGGAAGUUCAGGCAUCUAAGCAACUAGUCCAGCGAUUGGGAGACCUCGCACAGAUGGCUCAGGCUGUUCAAGAAUGUGAUGCUGCUUUGAGCGACCUCCUGGAACACGUUGACAGUUACCCGAGUCCUCCUGGCGUGACGCUCUCGGGUCACAUUACCACGACUUCUCUGCCACCAGAAGAACAAUUGACUGCCCGGCUUUCCUACACGCACGGACUUGUCGCCGACGUGGAUGCUCGCCAUGCCGUGGUCGCAGACGAUUCACGGGCCACAUCAGAGCAGGCGCGCAUUCUUCAAACAUGGAACGAACUGGAGUACAUGGCGUCAGACUUGAUCCAAGAGAGGAAGUCGAGACCUGGCAGUGCUAUCAGCUCUAGCUCCAGAUCCGGGAGAGCCAGUCGUGCGUCAGUUGACAGUUCAAGACCUGAUCCUCGCAAGAAGACUAGUCACUUCUCCACGCUGUCCGUCGGCGGCCCUGGCGGCCCUUCACGAGGACGAGGAGGAUACUUGAAACCGCCACCUGCCACCUCAAGGAGGAUUGUCUCCAAUCGCGAGGAUAGACCACCCCCGAGGUCUACCAGCAGAGCAUCUGUGGCGUCAUCGCGCUCAGUGUCUGGUCCAAAUGUUGCGGGGAUAACUUCGAGACUGACCCAAUCCACAUUCUCUUCUCGUCAACGGACGACUAGUUUAACCGCAUCGGAUGCGUCUGCUCCAACCUUGCGUCCAGCAAAACCAAAGCAGCUCUUCCCAUCGACCUCGCGACCACGUCUUCAGUCUGGCAACAGCAACCGUGCCGGUUCUCCUACCUUUUCGGAGAUCUCUUCAAUUACGCGGUCAUUUGGUGGACGCCCGUCCCGUUUGUCGUUCUCUCAGCAGUCAUCCACAUUGCCCCGUGGCCCUCGACUAUCCGUUUCGUCGCAGCAUCGUAACUCGCCGCCAUCAAAAAUUCCGAAGCCAAAGAAGAAAUAUGUCGCGAACCCGAAGAACAAGCUCGAUGUCGCCGUAGGGGACGUUGUCAAUGCCCUUCCUGUAGAGAUCAAUAUUGAGGUCGUCCAAGAGGGUUGGAAGGACCAGAGCGGGAAGUAUUGGAUCGGUGGCGACGACCCUAAGCUGUGCUUUUGUCGGAUCUUACGCUCUCAUACGGUUAUGGUUAGAGUGGGAGGCGGGUGGAUGGAACUUUCAAAAUUCAUCAAGACGCAUUUUGCCGACAUGUUUAGACUUCUCCCUAUCGAGCACACUUCGCCAAAACUAGGCUCACGAGAGGAGAAAUGGAUCAGCUCGGCAACUCUUAUGGAGGCCCCGGAGAUUAUUCCUGGCCCACCGCGAGCUCCACAGACGCCAGAGCCUCACGGGACGCCACCACUACUUCCGUCGUUCGCUCUCUCAACACCGAGUGGGAAAAGCCCUCAAUCGAUGAAGACCACAUCUUCGCCAGGCUCCCCUCUGACUCCUCUUCAAUUCAUGCGACGCGCCGAUGGGGAGACUGUACACCCUACGAUGCGGCCAGUUACACCUUCAACGCGGCCACCGUCCGCACUGCGUUCUGUUAGAACCACACCUCGGGGACCUUCAUGGAGGCCCUAAUUGACCUGUCCGUCUAGAACAUCAUACAAGUAUCUCUCCUUUUUGGUUCUGUUUCUUCCUUUUUGGUUCGCCUGCUGGACUUGAUUUGCAUCCCCCAUCUCAUUACAUUAUAUAUUUACACGCGUUCUUCUGUUCUCCUCUUGCUCCGUACGUGAUAUUUAUGCGCGCCAUCUUUUUGCGUGUUGAUGUACCAGGGGUUCAAUUUCCCUGUAUCUACGUUUGUGCCACGAUCUCGCAUGGACCUUUUUGUACGAUCCUAUAUUGCUCACUCAUCACGGUCUGCUCAUGCUGCACUGACUUGUCUCCUUCAUUCCUUCGUUUACUUCCAACUCAAUCCAGACGAACUAUAUCUUCAAACGAACUAUAUUUCCAAACUAUAUCUACCGAACACUAAUCUAUUAGCAUCUUUGUUGUGUCUCGAUUCUUACCACAUCCUUUGUCUUUCCAUCCUAGUACUGUUUUUGUUUUACGAACGUCAAUGACUCACGCUGGACGGUUCAGCAUUUUCGG